Molecule: messenger RNA, 2464 nt
Organism: Poecile atricapillus (Black-capped chickadee)
Lineage: Eukaryota; Metazoa; Chordata; Aves; Passeriformes; Paridae
Gene: GOLPH3
Product: golgi phosphoprotein 3
Exons: 4
Coding region: 167-1054 (295 amino acids)
Biological process (GO): Golgi organization; Golgi to plasma membrane protein transport; retrograde vesicle-mediated transport, Golgi to endoplasmic reticulum
Cellular component (GO): cytosol; Golgi cisterna; trans-Golgi network
Molecular function (GO): phosphatidylinositol-4-phosphate binding
Source: RefSeq, a predicted model, not a curated record
UCAGCCCGCGCCGCCAUAUUGAGCCGCCGCCGCCAGCGCGGCCGCCCGGGACCGGCCCGCUCCCCAUGACUGCCCCCGGCCGGGGCGCGUAGGGCGGAGCGGCUCCAGCCCGGCCCGUCCCCUCCCCGAGCCGCCGCCGAGCCCCGCUCUCUCUCUCUCCGCCACCAUGACUUCCCUGACCCAGCGCAGCUCCGGGCUGGUGCAGCGCCGGACCGAGGCCUCCCGCAGCGCCGCCGCCGCCGAUAAGGAGCGGGGCGCCGGCGGCGGCCCCGAGGAUGAAGGGCGCCGGGACGACUCCGGUGACGACGAGAAGGGCGAUUCCAAGGAAACGCGGCUCACCCUUAUGGAGGAGGUGCUGCUCCUGGGCCUCAAGGACCGUGAGGGUUACACAUCGUUCUGGAAUGAUUGCAUCUCCUCGGGAUUGCGUGGCUGUAUGUUAAUUGAACUGGCAUUGCGGGGGCGUCUCCAGCUGGAGGCUUGUGGAAUGAGGCGCAAAAGUCUGCUAACGAGAAAGGUGAUUUGCAAGUCAGAUGCUCCUACAGGGGAUGUUCUGCUUGAUGAAGCUCUGAAACACAUAAAAGAGACUCAGCCUCCUGAAACAGUUCAAAAUUGGAUUGAACUGCUUAGUGGUGAAACAUGGAACCCACUGAAGUUGCACUACCAGCUACGAAAUGUCCGUGAGCGGUUGGCUAAAAAUCUAGUGGAAAAAGGUGUACUGACAACAGAGAAACAGAACUUCCUUCUUUUUGACAUGACUACACACCCUCUCACCAACAACAACAUCAAACAGCGCCUCAUCAAGAAGGUUCAGGAGGCGGUUCUUGACAAGUGGGUGAAUGACCCCCACCGCAUGGACAAGCGCUUGCUGGCGCUCGUGUAUUUAGCCCACGCCUCAGAUGUCCUGGAGAACGCUUUUGCUCCCCUCCUGGAUGAGCAAUAUGAUUUAGCCACAAAGAGAGUGCGGCAGCUCCUGGAUUUAGACCCUGAGGUUGAAUGUAUGAAAACCAACACGAAUGAGGUUCUGUGGGCUGUUGUAGCAGCUUUCACAAAGUAACUGCAUUCAGACUGAAGUGUUCUCUCUUCUUUCAUGUAAACCAUUUGUUUCUCUUUUAUUGACUAUUCAUGUUUUCUGUAAUUUGUACCUUCUCACACUAUGAAUUGGCUUUUGUUAAAUGGGAAUUACAAGUGGUGUAUUCCCUACUUCUCUAUCUGUAUACAGGAUUCUGCUGGUACAAGAGACUUUCCUGUUUAAAACAACAGAAAAAGGGUUAACUGCCAUAUUGGCAUUCCAUUUCCUAUUCAUUUUGAGUUACCUUAAAUACUUUAAUUUUUCACCUCAUUUUUAUUGCAGUGGUUUGUCACCAAAGCUCCAUGUUGAACUGUCUGUCAGGACAUUUUAUACACAGAUGUUUUCAAUUAUAUCUAACAAAAUUACUUAAAAAGCAGAAAUGCCAUUGAACAGCUUUGUCAAUAGUUCCUAUAAAAUGUCCCAUAAAUUUUAAUUUUCAUGCAAGUCUCUUGUGUACUUAUAUUUUCAUUAGAAUGAUAGCUGAGUCAUAAGGCUAGUAUAAAAAGGUCCAAUUGUUUCAUAUACCAGUUUUGGGAGGGGAUACAUUCCAUUAUAUUGUAUAUAUAGUUCAAAUUGUAUAUUAACAACUGCCCCAUCUUAGUAUUUUGCAAAAUCUACUUAAUUGUACACCUGGUGCCCCUUAUUUGCUGUCAGCCAUUGCCAUCUGAUGCAAAGAAAGGCCUCCUGCAGAGGCAUGUGUGUGAAAGCUGUUUGUUUCCAGGGUCUAUGGAGUUUGCCAUCCAGGUAUUCUCAGUCUAUGCAUUGCCUUUGAAAAUUAGUGAAUGGAAAGAGACUGCUUUCUAUCAUUUUUAUCAUUGUUUCUUUCCCUCCUCUUCUGUAUGAAAGAUACUCAUGACCAGUACAAUUCUUGAGUGCACUUUUCAGUUUUGUACACAAUUUAAUGUUUGUCUCUUAAACCUUGAACUAUUUUACACUUCAAAAACAAAAAGUCAGUCGUAGCAGGUGUUGCAUGUAAAUGGUUAGCAAGUAAUGGCAGCAGUUCAGACAAUUCAGAUUUCUGUAAUGGGAUGCUCUGCUAUAUUUUAAUUUUUAUAUAUACAAUUAUGCUGAUUAGCACACUACUGUAAAAAAACCCAAAACCUAUAUAAAACUCUGGCUUUUUAAAAUUUAUUGCCUCUUUGCCACUGCUUGUUAUUUCCCAUUGGUUUCACAGUGUAAAUAUUAUGCAUUGAAAAAAUUAAGCAUUGAUUUCUAUACUUUUUUUCAUCAUAACAAUGCAGAUUUAUAGUGGGGCUUACAGGUGUUUAGAAACCUUUUGGUUAAUAUUCAGAGCAAGAAUACUAGAUGGUGUAUAACUGUAGAGUUGAAAUUUAAGAGAUCCCUUAAUCUGUAUACUAGCUUUUUACCUACAGUAAAUAAACUAUGAUCUUGAAA